Messenger RNA from Strigops habroptila (Kakapo), 2852 nucleotides. Its product is annotated as mothers against decapentaplegic homolog 4-like. Gene Ontology annotation, biological process: transforming growth factor beta receptor signaling pathway; cell differentiation; anatomical structure morphogenesis. Gene Ontology annotation, molecular function: RNA polymerase II cis-regulatory region sequence-specific DNA binding; I-SMAD binding; DNA-binding transcription factor activity, RNA polymerase II-specific. Lineage: Eukaryota; Metazoa; Chordata; Aves; Psittaciformes; Psittacidae. Gene Ontology annotation, cellular component: heteromeric SMAD protein complex. The record is from RefSeq and is a predicted model, not a curated record. The transcript is spliced from 12 exons. Bases 155 to 1810 code for a protein of 551 amino acids.
GAGAGCGGCCGCUCCGCCGCCGCUGCCCACAGCCCAGGUUUUACCAAGAGACAGUACAUCUAAUACUUAACUUGGAUCAUCUCUUGUUCAUCAGCUUGAAAAUCAUAACAGCCCUCAAAACUGACAUUUGAUCUGAAAGAAAAAGCUGUGACAAAUGGACAAUAUGUCUAUUACUAACACACCAACAAGUAAUGAUGCUUGUCUGAGCAUUGUUCACAGCUUGAUGUGCCAUCGACAAGGUGGAGAGAGUGAAACUUUUGCAAAACGCGCAAUUGAAAGUUUAGUUAAAAAGCUAAAGGAGAAAAAAGAUGAAUUGGAUUCUUUGAUUACAGCUAUAACCACAAAUGGAGCUCAUCCUAGCAAGUGUGUUACAAUACAGAGAACACUGGAUGGGAGGCUUCAGGUGGCUGGUCGCAAGGGAUUCCCUCACGUGAUUUACGCUCGUCUUUGGAGGUGGCCUGAUCUUCAUAAAAAUGAACUCAAGCAUGUUAAAUAUUGCCAGUAUGCUUUUGACUUAAAAUGUGACAGUGUCUGUGUAAAUCCUUACCAUUAUGAGCGUGUAGUAUCACCUGGCAUUGAUCUCUCAGGACUGACACUACAGAGUUCUGCUCCAUCAAGCAUGCUGGUGAAAGACGAAUAUGUUCAUGACUAUGAGGGGCAGCUGUCAUUGUCUUCUGCUGAAGGCCAUUCAGUCCAAACCAUCCAGCAUCCACCAAGUAACAGGGCAUCUACUGAGCCUUAUAGCACCCCAGCCAUGUUAGCUCCUACUGAGGCUAGCACUACCAGCACCACUAAUUUUCCCAACAUUCCUGUGGCUUCAACAAGUCAACCUAUCAGUAUAUUGACAGGUAGCCAUAGUGAUGGACUCUUACAGAUUGCUUCAGGGCCUCAGCCAGGAACUCUGCAGAAUGGGUUUACAGCUCAGCUAGCUACUUACCAUCACAAUAGUACUACAACUUGGACUGGAAGUCGGACGGCAGCCUACACACCUACCAUACCUCACCACCAGAAUGGCCAUCUUCAGCAUCAUCCACCUAUGCAUCCUGGACAUUACUGGCCAGUCCACAAUGAACUUGCAUUCCAGCCUCCUAUAUCAAAUCAUCCUGCUCCAGAAUAUUGGUGUUCAAUCGCAUAUUUUGAAAUGGAUGUGCAAGUUGGAGAAACAUUUAAGGUCCCUUCAAGCUGUCCAAUUGUUACUGUUGAUGGAUACGUGGAUCCUUCUGGAGGAGACCGUUUUUGCCUGGGCCAGCUUUCCAACGUGCAUAGAACAGAAGCUAUUGAGAGAGCAAGGUUGCACAUAGGUAAAGGGGUACAGCUGGAGUGCAAAGGCGAAGGUGACGUGUGGGUUAGAUGCCUCAGUGACCACGCAGUCUUCGUUCAGAGUUACUACCUGGAUAGAGAAGCAGGGCGUGCUCCAGGGGAUGCUGUUCACAAGAUUUACCCAAGUGCAUAUAUAAAGGUGUUUGACUUACGCCAGUGUCAUCGUCAGAUGCAACAGCAGGCUGCCACUGCCCAAGCUGCUGCUGCUGCUCAAGCUGCAGCAGUAGCAGGAAACAUCCCUGGACCAGGAUCAGUAGGUGGAAUAGCCCCAGCCAUUAGUUUGUCAGCUGCUGCUGGAAUUGGUGUAGAUGACCUUCGCCGCUUAUGCAUACUCAGGAUGAGUUUUGUAAAAGGUUGGGGACCUGAUUAUCCAAGACAGAGCAUCAAAGAGACACCGUGCUGGAUUGAAAUUCACUUGCACCGUGCGCUCCAGCUUCUAGAUGAAGUACUUCAUACCAUGCCUAUUGCAGACCCACAACCUUUAGACUGAGAUCCCUCUGUUGCACUGCUGUGGACCAUUGUGAGGAUGGUGGAUUGUAAAAUACAAUUCUGUUUAUAACCCGAAGAUAUAUUUUACUUCUGUUCUGCUUAAUCUUCUAAAACACCAGGUUUUAAAAAUGUGUUCGCUGCCUUGCUCUUAGCAGAAAGAAACUGAACAUGCAGAAUUUGUAUUUGUUAUUUUCAGAACUUAAUUGUCAUAAUACAGGGCUUAAAGUGAAAGGUAAAUGCCUUAUAGAGACUUUACAGUAUUUGGUUUGUUCCCUUUGAAACUUUCCUUCUCUAUUAUGGCAUCUUGGUGAUAAGCCUCACAGGAGCCUUUUGUAUGCAGAAUAUAUAUUAUAUAUAUAUUUAGAUCUGAAAGUUCCUUCUAAUAGUUACAAACACUUACCUUAUAGCAACUUUACAAUUCCAACUGAUUUGUGAUGAUGUUUUUAGGGAACAAUAGUUAACAAAAGACUUCUUUAUUUUGUUGACUAUCUUGUUAUGAUUUUUCCAGAUUAAAAUGUAGGAGUUGCCAAACAGUGAGGGAUGAGACGUAUGUUGUUGGCAUUGAUCUAAAAUAGUGAGAAAAGGAAAGGUGGCUUUUCCUUCACUAGUUUUUAAAAAAGAUAUCUUAGGGUUUUGUUUAUAUAGACACGAGUUUUAAAACAUUAAAGGAAAUGGAUACUUUCAGUGCUGGCACUCAAAUAUAACAUGAAAUACCAAGUCUGCAAGGUUGCCACUGAAAUUGCAUAAUGAGUACCUAAUGGCAGGAAUGUAUUUUCAUAAGUACUACUGACUUCUAUGAUUUUACUCAAGUAAAACUUGGCAGGUAUUUUAAAAAGUUGCAUGACUUUUUAUUUGCAUAUACCAUUAAAUCAUGUAUGAUACUACAUCAAUAUUUAGGAUCCAGGUUUUUUUUGUAUCUGUUCACCAUUUCUACUCAGGGCAAGAUGGCGAACUUGUUUUUUAUACCUCUCGGUUAUUUUAAGCCCUAUGCCAUCAAUGACCAUAUCAAUUGGCAAUGACUUUGCAUAGAGAAUUUAUAGUGG